AUGAAAGUCGUGCCCGUCGUUCUUCUCGCCGCACUGGCUGUCUCGAGUGUCUCCGGGGCCACAACGAGCCCCAGCACGACACCUACUGAGCCUAUUGCUACUACGGCUACGGCUACGGCCCCUACCCGAGAUCCGACCAGGACCACGUCCGCGACCACGACCACUGAUCCGACCACGACCGGUGCGGCUCCUGUUGUUUCCCCACCGGCAGUGGAAGAGGAGGGACUGGUAAACUCGGCGACCGCAUCGACCGACGUGGACUCGACGUUAACAGUGCCAAAGGGGUCGGCGGCGGCAGACGACCUCUUGGCCUCGAGCAACAACUCGUCGUCCCUUUUGCUCGACGAGACGGUCCUGACCUCGGGCUCGGGCAACGACACAACGUCCGACUCGUCGACUGCUGCGAUGCUCGACGACGAGGAAGGGGCGGACUUGGACGCGGCGUCCGCGUCAAGGGACACCACACCCACAGUAGACGACGACGGCACGGCGCAGACGGGUUCGGACGCGGGCCCUGACGGCAAAGGAGGGGGUGCAAUUGCGCCCCGUCUCGUCCCACUGCCGUCGAGUUCCUCGGACGCGGUCCCGCACCUGACGGCAGCAAUGGGCUCUGCCGCAGCUGUUGCUAUUGCUGUUGGGGCGUAUUUCCUAUAG
Hyaloperonospora brassicae is the source of this 654-nucleotide messenger RNA. Lineage: Eukaryota; Oomycota; Peronosporomycetes; Peronosporales; Peronosporaceae. The record is from the annotation of a GenBank genome assembly.